This is a messenger RNA of Dimorphilus gyrociliatus, 2087 nucleotides long. Lineage: Eukaryota; Metazoa; Annelida; Polychaeta; Dinophilidae. The record is from the annotation of a GenBank genome assembly.
GCAGUCGGCGCUAUGCAGAGCAACGAUGCAGUAGCGGACAACGCAUCUGGCCGCGUGAAUAAUGGUUACAGCUGUACGGACUGCAAUGCUGCAGUGGAACAGCAGCUGUUGGCGCCGGAGGUACGCAGUAAACGUAAGUCGUGUAAUACGACAGUAUCCGACAUAGGUGCGGAUUAUAUGAAAGUUAAUGGCGCUGUUCGGCCGUUUAAACAGCUACAACGGCCAGAACAUCAAAUUCAAAUGUCUCCGACCAAAGAGGAGUUGACUAUUGUUACUAACGAAGCCGCUAAUCCGCAACUUCAGCAGCAACAACAACAGAUACAGCAUUUUCAUCACACUCCAACAGAAGAAAGACACCCAGUUGGACAUGGAAAGAGUCACAAGCACAAUGUUGGAUAUCGCCUCGGUCAACGCAAAGCUCUAUUUGAGAAGAGAAAAAGGAUUUCUGAUUAUGCCCUCGUUUUUGGUAUGUUUGGAAUACUUGUAAUGGUCGUCGAAACGGAAUUAACAAUGGCCAGAGUCUAUCCUAAGACGUCGUUCUAUUCUAUAGCUCUCAAAUCUUUAAUCAGCGUUUCAACGGUCGUGCUCUUGGGCCUAAUUAUAGCCUAUCACGCACUAGAAGUUCGACUCUUUGCCAUCGAUAAUUGUAUAGAAGAUUGGCGUAUUGCCAUGAAUACCCGCCGAAUUUCGCAGAUUUGUGUAGAACUACUAGUCUGCGCAGUACAUCCUAUUCCCGGUUCUUUUUCGUUUCCAUGGAAAAAAAUAUACAAGAAUACUGUCUCGUCCGUUUCGGUUCCCGUUGACCUACUCCUCUCACUCCCUAUGUUCUUCAGACUCUACCUGAUUUGCAGAGUAAUGUUGCUGCAUUCCAAACUAUUCACCGAUGCUUCCUCUCGAUCCAUCGGCGCCCUCAAUCGAAUUAACUUCAAUACACGCUUCGUUCUCAAGACGUUGAUGACAAUUUGUCCCGGAACGGUCCUCUUAGUCAUUCUGCUCUCUCUAUGGCUAAUAGCCAGUUGGACUUUACGAGCGUGUGAAUCUUAUCAUGAUCCAAAGCAUGAAAACUUGUUGAAUUCUAUGUGGUUAAUUUCUAUAACUUUUUUAUCAAUCGGAUACGGAGAUAUCGUUCCUAAUACAUAUUGUGGGAGGGCGAUUGCUGUUGGAACUGGUGUGAUGGGAGCCGGUUGUACGGCUCUAGUUGUUGCCGUUUUAGCUCGUAAGCUCGAAUUAACUAGAGCAGAGAAGCAUGUUCAUAAUUUUAUGAUGGACACUCAGUUGACAAAACGUUUGAAGAACGCUGCUGCAAACGUUCUUCGAGAAACAUGGUUAAUUUACAAAUAUACUAAACUCGUUCGAAAGGUGAACAAUUCGAAAGUUCGAGCCCACCAACGUAAAUUUUUACACGCUAUUCAUAGUCUACGAAAAGUAAAAAUGGAACAAAGAAAAUUAAAUGAUUCAGCAAAUACACUCGUUGAUAUGGCUAAGAUGCAAAGUAAUAUGUUCGAAAUGAUGCAAGAGGUUCAUCAGAAAACUGCAGAACUCGACUCUCAAAUGCGCACUGUGUGUAAACGACUUGAACAAUUGACUUCGAGAGGCUCCAGGCCACAAUAUCCCUAACUGUUUUUUCUUUGUUUCUGAAAAUUUCAAGUUAAUUUUAUGUUUGUAAGUAUAAGCAGAGCAUUUAUAUAUAUAUAUAUUUCUAUAUAUCUAUAUACUGUAUAUAUAUAUAAAGUUAUAUAUAUAUAUAUACUCUUUGCAAAGUAUAGUUAUAUCUGCACUACAAGUGCGAGUACAAAUAUUAUAUUGUACAUAUUUAUACAUUCAUUUCUAAAAAUGUUUAAUAAAUCGCCCAUUUCUAAAGAACCGAGAUAUACGUAGAAAUGUAUAUUAUAAAUAACUCUUGUUUAUAAAGGCGGAUAGAAUAAAAAAUGUCUUCACAAACAGAAACGGUCAGGUAGAAGAAAAUAUGUGCCGAUAUAUAUCUCAGCGUGUGUUUAUAAUCUGCUCAGCAGUCAGUCGACGCAUUACAAAAUCAUUGCAGUUGUCUUUCUCGUAUAAAAUUACUAAAAAUCUACAUAGUUGCUACG